AUCUCUUUCCAAAGCAAUUUUUCCAGCAGCCAGCCCUCGUGAGCUAAGGUACAACUCGUCAAAGCCCUCUCUCUCUCUCAUCAUCUUUCGCCUAUAUACCCAACAAACCCUCUACUCCCGUGUUUGUGCUUUCGUUUUUCUUCACCGGAAAUUCAAUUGCCCGUUCCUAAACCCCGAAUCCGAAUAAUUUCGAAUCAAUUUAUGAUAAUUGAGAUUGGAUUUCAGCCAUUGAUCUGAUGGAGCGGAUAGUUGGAGGUAAAUUCAAGCUCGGCCGCAAGAUCGGUAGUGGAUCAUUUGGUGAUAUUUUUCUGGCUACGCAUGUAGACACGUUUGAGAUUGUCGCAGUGAAGAUCGAAAACAAUAAGACCAAACACCCCCAGCUUCUUUAUGAGGCCAAGUUAUACAGCAUACUUCAAGGGGGAAGUGGCAUACCUGGCAUAAAGUGGUCAGGUGUCAAUGGGGAUGAUAAUGUUCUUGUCCUCGAUUUACUGGGACCAAGCCUUGAGGACCUCUUUGUGUAUUGUGGUAGGAAGUUCUCAUUGAAGACUGUGUUAAUGUUGGCUGAUCAAAUGAUAACCAGAAUAGAAUUUGUACAUUCUAAAGGCCUCCUGCAUCGGGAUAUCAAACCUGAUAACUUUCUCAUGGGUCUUGGUCGGAAAGCAAAUCAGGUUUAUAUUAUUGAUUUUGGUUUGGCUAAAAGGUACCGUGAUUCGACAACAAACCGGCAUAUUCCCUACAGGGAGAAUAAAAAUUUGACAGGAACAGCACGAUAUGCAAGUUGUAACACCCAUCUUGGAAUUGAGCAAAGCCGAAGGGAUGAUCUCGAGUCCCUUGGAUAUGUGCUUCUAUAUUUUUUGAGAGGAAGCCUUCCCUGGCAGGGGUUAAAAGCUGCCACCAAGAAGCAGAAGUAUGACAAGAUUUGUGAGAAAAAAUUAUCAACUCCCAUUGAGGUGCUGUGCAAGUCCCAUCCCGUGGAAUUCGCCUCCUAUUUCCACUAUUGCCAUUCUUUGACAUUUGACCAGCGACCUGAUUAUGGAUUUUUGAAACGUUUAUUCCGUGAGCUGUUUACGCGUGAAGGUUGUGAGUUUGAUUAUGUAUUCGACUGGACUAUCUUGAAGUAUCAGCAGGCACAAACAAGUAAAACACAAAAACGGCCUAUUGCUGGAGAAAGCAGUGAAGUUGCUCCAGUAGAAGCAGAAAAGCAUCAAGGCAGUAAUGCUCCUCUUCCAUCUGAUUUGGGGGAACGUAUGAGGUUGAAUAAAGCUGAUGCUAGUCCUAGUGUACGCUUGCAAUUCAAAUCACCAACAAGUCGAAAUGUUACUCAUGGCAAUCUUGUUGACAAAAAUGUGUUCAGUAACACAAAUGUGCCAUCCACUUCAUUCUCUCCUGGUGUUGUCGGAAAAGGAAAUAACUCAAAACCUAUAUCAUCCAUGGAGGCAAAUGCUGGUCGUAGUCAUGGAAAUGAAAAUCCUGCUCCUUCAAGUAGUUGGAUUUCUUCCUUACGCCGCAUCUCUUCGUCCAAGUGAAUGUGUGGACAACAUCAGGAUUUGAUCUUUUGAGCUCCAUCUGUGCUGCCAUGGUGGACGAAAAAUGCUGUUAAAGAUGAUACAGGCAAUGGCCAGUGCAAAUUGACUAUUUUCUCAUUGAUGACAACUGAUGGAGUUACCAAUCCCAGAUGCUCAUAAUUGGAUGAUUCAGUGAUUGGUGUGUAUAGUAUACAAAUGACAAGUUAGUUAAUAUUUCAUAUUUCCUGAUUCCUCGUGAUUUGUUAGCCAAGGGUUAUGUUUGUGUGCUGCUGGCAUGUAUAUCUUCUUUUCUCUAACUGUUCCACAGCCAAAGCAAAGGGCUGCUGGAGUCUACUAGCUACAUACUGGAUUCUGCAAUCUAAUGCAGAAAAUGCAUUCAUCUAAAUUGUACGGUGGUUCUUGGGAAACCAACAUUGACGAAGGAACCCUUGAUCAAUGGGGCUUUGUGGAGUACAAAGGUCACACAGGGCUGCAUGAAGUCAAGGUCAACCAGGUGCUGGAGUUCAUUUCGUGGAAUGCAAAGGUCGAAGGGGCGCUUGAUGCACAUUGUACGUAUAAAAACUUAUUUUCUCAGCCUUAUCAUGAAACAUUCUACUUUAGUGCAUCUUACAUUGCUAGUUA
Molecule: messenger RNA, 2147 nt
Organism: Salvia splendens (bonfire salvia)
Lineage: Eukaryota; Viridiplantae; Streptophyta; Magnoliopsida; Lamiales; Lamiaceae
Product: casein kinase 1-like protein 3
Exons: 15
Coding region: 237-1526 (429 amino acids)
Biological process (GO): protein phosphorylation
Molecular function (GO): protein kinase activity; ATP binding
Source: RefSeq, a predicted model, not a curated record